AUGGUCCGCUUACAUGUUAAGAAAGGUGAUGAAAGUCAAUUUCUGUAUGAUACCACCGUUGAUACACUUGUUGACGAUGUUAUUCAAGAAAUAACUGUUAUUUACAACGGUCGGCUAAAGAUAAACCGGAUUGCCUAUGAAAUGGAAGAACUUGCAAAACAUGGUACAAUGUUGCCGUCUAAUAUGAUGGGAUUAACGGAUGAACAAGUGAUCGAGUUAAAAUUAAAAGACGAGUGGGCUGAUAAGUGCUCGCCUAUGGGUGGUUGGACGUUCAAUAAAGACGUUAUGGCGUUGGAUCUACUAAGAGGUGCUUCAAUGAUAGUUUAUCCGAUGGGCUUACCACCUCACGAUGUUAUCCGCAAGGAAUUCGAAAACACUGAAGAUUUAACGGGAACCCAGGCAUCGCUUGAGGUGAUGGACGUACAAAUGACUCAGCUGUGGUUCUCCGGCAAGGAAAUGAUACGGGGAAAAAAGCUCAAGGAUUAUUUAGGCGCCAAUGAGAAGACUAAAAUCGUCGUAAAGCUGCAGAAACGCGGAUCUGGUAUGCCAGCUCGCGAGCCGCUGAUGAAUGAUGACGAGCGCAAGGAAUUUAUGAUGCAUGCUUAUCGACGCCAGGAACAGCUCAAGAAACUCCCGAAAGAGUCCAACUUUUAUACCAUCAAGAAUAAAUUCAACUUUUAA
Messenger RNA from Cotesia congregata, 681 nucleotides. The record is from the annotation of a GenBank genome assembly. NCBI's taxonomy places the organism in Eukaryota, Metazoa, Arthropoda, Insecta, Hymenoptera, Braconidae.